UCGCCAGUGCCGGCCGACACCGCGACCCGGCUGGCCGAUACCACGGCUCUUCAACCGUUUCCACACCAGUGCGAUUUGCGAAACAUUUCUACGUACAUUGUGCAAGCUCUAUCGAAAUGUUGCCUACUACGGUGCUCCUGUUUGUGCUGCAUUUUGUCGCCGCUGAUAUUCCGUCAUAUAUAAAAGUAUGUCAGCGGAACGACCCCCAAGUUGACAAGUGCAUCAUGAAUUCCGUGGAUUUGUUGAGGCCAAAGAUGAUUGAGGGUAUCCCAGAACUGAAUGUACCAGGAAUCGAACCUCUAAGCUUGGGGCAGAUUGCUCUAGCUCGCGGCCCUCAGGGUGCCAAGCUGACUGCAGUUGUGAACGAUGUCAAAGUCCGUGGGCCCAGCAACUUCAUCAUUGAAGAACUUAAAUCAGAUCUGGACAAGAACAGGUUUGACUUCAAGCUGCUGCUGCCGAAGCUGGACUUCGCCGGCAAGUACAAGAUGGACAUCCAGGUGCUGCUGCUGCGUCUGCAGGGCAGAGGAAACAUCACGGGCACCUUCAGGGACUACGCUUGCAACGUCACAAUGAGGGGACACAAAGAAAAGAUCGGAGAAGACGAAUACCUUCAGUUCGAUCCCUUCAAAGUGAAGCUCCGCGUUGGCCAGUCCUCCAUCUACCUGACUAACUUGUUCGACGGCGACCCAGUCCUCGGGCCCGCCACCAACAGGGUCAUCAACGAGAACUCACAAGUCUUCCUUCAAGAAAUCAGCCCGGUCCUAGAGAAGUCCCUUGCGGACCUCUUCACAGAAAUGGCGAACAAAAUAACGUCAAAGUUUACUUAUAAAGAACUUUUCCCGUGAUUCGUGGUCAUUUUGGUUUAACCUGUAAUUUUAAGUUGUUUGUGAUUUUGUAUGUACGUCUGUCUAUGUUUAUGUGGGUCGUUAACAAUGUCGAAGGCCUGUGGAAAUUCGAAAAAUAUUUUAGGGUUGGUUCAUUAAAUAUCGCUUCCAUUCUUAUCAUCAAAUGUAAUAACAACAAUCUCAUAAUUAAAAUAUUUCAUAGUUCUCAUAUUACUUAUUCAUGUGUCAUGCCAGCCCUUUACGGUUAUAUUGUACAGUGAUUAGUUUCAAAGUGUUAACACAGAUACUAGUUGUAAGGUAUUGGUUAUUUAAGUGGUAAAGUAAGGUUGUAAAUAAAUAGCAUAGUAUUAUUUAACAGAACACGUACCGGCUGACGCAACUUCAGAUUGUGUAAAUAAAUUCUUCUUGGAAACGGAUGAAGUGUUCAAACAUAUAUUUGCAUUAUGAUAUAAACACAUCAAUAGUGUUAUUAUGAUCAUUCGUAAAAUUUGAUCAAUGCAUGUAUCAUCUUCAUCAGUCAUGGUCUUCAUCCAAAGCCUUGUUCAAAGUAUAUAGAGUAAUUAUUUAUACAUCAAUAUCAUUGUUAAAUUACAUUCCUGUAAUGAUUAGCACAUAUUUUCUUAUAUCAAUGGAUACCCAUAUGGCAUAUCCAUGCUAACUGGUAACUUUGCAAAGGAGGAUAUUACAUAUUGUACACUUUUCUACUGCAUCCCAAUCAAAUAUUAAUACCGAUUCAUCAACUUGGCUUCUCAUUUAUUAAAUCAAUGUAUCUGGAAGGCGUUACAAAUAUUGUAGGUCUAAUAUCAUUUGUUUCAUAUUCAUCUGUUUUAUUCGGAAUUAACUCUGUAACUACGCUUGCAAUUGUCAUUACUAUAUCAUUGACAUGUGAUAUCAGGAGAUAAUGUAAAAAUAAAUAUAAUUCGUCAGUUCA
Messenger RNA from Helicoverpa zea (corn earworm), 1776 nucleotides. RefSeq names its product protein takeout-like. The transcript has 5 exons. The record is from RefSeq and is a predicted model, not a curated record. Lineage: Eukaryota; Metazoa; Arthropoda; Insecta; Lepidoptera; Noctuidae. Bases 117 to 845 code for a protein of 242 amino acids.